This is a messenger RNA of Bombyx mori (domestic silkworm), 6071 nucleotides long. RefSeq names its product ras-related protein Rab-43 (gene Rab19). Gene Ontology annotation, biological process: vesicle-mediated transport. The record is from RefSeq and is a predicted model, not a curated record. The transcript has 4 exons. Bases 1470 to 2123 code for a protein of 217 amino acids. Gene Ontology annotation, cellular component: trans-Golgi network; Golgi cisterna. Lineage: Eukaryota; Metazoa; Arthropoda; Insecta; Lepidoptera; Bombycidae. Gene Ontology annotation, molecular function: GTP binding; GTPase activity.
UUGGCGGAAACGCGAGGAGUGAAGUUGUGUGAUUUGUUUUAUUUUGUCUAUUUAGUGUUUCUUCGGGUUUAAAUGUGUAAUAAUGGUGGUUUAUUAACCGUUUAAUAUCUGUGAAAGUGCACAAAUGUGGGAAAAUGAAACAAAGCCGCUGGACGUAACUUCUCGGGAUCCUCCAAAAAGUCCAUUGAAAAAAUCUUAGCAAAUGUCCACCAUUUUACUGAGAUUAGAUUUCAUCUCUUAUCAUCUCAUUUAAUUUCAUCCCAGUUGAUUAAUGUCUCAAAUUAAUCAUUUUCAUUUAAUUUCACUCCAUGAUAUCAUUUUUCAUAAAAUUAAGAAUAUACAUUAUAAUAAGAUAUGACUUAAAGGUCUCAGUUACCAGGUCAUAAAAUCUCAUAAAAAAAAACUGGCAUUGCUGAAAGCCAUAGCCGACGGUAAACAUCGGGUGGGUCUUAUGCUUGUCUACCUACAAGCGCAAAAAAAAAAAAUUACGAUCAAUAUGAAGAUAAAUUUGUAUAUUUUUUUGUGAGCAUGUGGUGUAUGAAUUUGGAUGAUUUGUUCCUUUUUAUGAAAUUAAUGUUUAUUCAUCCAUAACUGUGUGAUUCAUAGAUAUGUGUCAAAGUGCACAAGUGAUGGAAAUGAAACUUAACUGACUGAACACGACUUCCCGGGCUCUAUAAAAGUACUUUGAACUGUUUGUAAAUUCACCAAAUUUCACUAACGGGCUAUUUCAUUUUAUUUCAUCUAACACUUAUAGAAUAAGAUCUUGAUUAUUUAAUUUUUAACUGAUUUUCUUUUAAUAUUAAUAAUUAAUUGAUAUGAGUUAACCGCAAGAGAGAGAUAGAGAGACAGAGAGACAGAGAAGUCAAAAUAUUCUAAUACAUGUCUCACUCAGUCUCAUGUGCGUGGAUAAUGCCCUCGCGCUCUUACCCGCAGAGGUAUUAAAUUGAAUUUAGGGGAUGAUUGGCCCCUUGGAUUGGUCUGUCUUUUUGUAAGAGGUUUUAAAAUAGCUGUCUGGUGGACAUAUAUAAAAAUCAGCUUUCAGAAUUUACGUUAAGCUAGGUCAUUAUUUUGGGCGCUUUAAAGCGUCUGCAAAACAAUUCGGCCGACGGAAAGUGUCUGGGAGUAUUGGCGACUUAUUUUUAAGGAUAUUGCCUAAAAUAUACGUUCUUAGUACAUACUAACACUACGCAAUCGGCCACAUUUCGUUCGUCAGAAAAUACGUGACGUCUGGGGGCCCUGGGAUCUUGGACUAUUACGGUCAUGCUUAAUUUUAGCUCACUUAAUUCCAUUUAAAUCGUUUAAAUUUUUAAACGGUUACUUUGAAAUUUAUUGUCAAAGAAUUGUAUGUUCUAUGUUCUUAAGCCUGUCGAAUGACAAAUAAAAAAAGUAGAGAAUGUCAGCCUAACCUUAAAUGUCAAAAAAUAACGUAAACAUAGAUCGUAGUUUGUAAAAUUGUUUUAAAAUUAACUAUGAGCAGCCGUAACCCCAACACGCUAAUGAGCGUGCCUGAUGACCAGUUUGAUUAUUUAUUCAAAAUAGUUCUCAUAGGAGACUGCGGUACCGGUAAAACAUGUAUAGUGCAGCGUCUUAAAUCAGGAAAUUUCAUCGAAAGACACGGAAAUACUAUAGGCGUAGACUUUUCUAUGAAAACAUUAUUAGUCGACGGAAAGAAAGUCAAGCUGCAAAUUUGGGAUACAGCAGGCCAAGAACGUUUCAGGACUAUCACUCAGAGCUACUAUCGGUCUGCAAAUGGAGUCAUUAUCGUUUAUGAUAUCACAAAACGUUCAACAUUUUUGUCCCUGCAAAAAUGGAUUGAGGAAGUGCGUAGGUAUACGUCCUCCAAUGUUAUAGUAUCUCUAAUUGGAAACAAAUGUGAUCUAACAGAGCAAAGGGAAGUUGAAUCAGAUGAACCAAAAUCUUUUUGUCGAUAUGUCCCGGAGAUAAUGUUUGUAAUGGAAACAUCAGCCAAAGACAAUACCAAUGUUGAAGAUACAUUCCGAAGUCUGGCUACAGAGCUGAAGAGACAACAUGACAACAGUGAAGGCCCACCAGCCGAAUCGGACUCAGUAGUACUUGGAGAAAGCCAUUCAAUUUCCAGAUGUCAACCUUGCCGCUCCUCCUAAAUUUCUGCUCAUAGUUAAUUAUUUGACUAACAAGACCUAUCUUGUAUAGGUUCAUGUGCAUUUUGUGUUUAUCUACCUUUGACAAUUACUAUCAUAAUAUGAUUAUUACAAAAAAAAAAAUUAGAAAAUUAAGUUCACAAAUAUUUAAAAGUCCCACAGUUAUCUAUAAUUUUGAAAUGUAUACUUUCAAUAGUUGAAAGUUCAGAAAUUUAACUCAUUAUUGAGAUUCAUGAAGUAUUUUUAUUUUUUACCUUGGUAAGUAGAUGAACAAGACGAGCAUAGUAUAGCCCUCGAGAUGGUGAGCAGUCACUGUCGCUCGUAUAGCUCAGUAAUACCAGGAGCAUAGCAUGUCUGCUACCUACAGAGUGCACUGAAUUCACUAUUCCAUCCAUUGAUUUUUUAUCAUUAGCAUUCCCAUCAAGCUAAAGUCAUUCAAUUUUAAUAACUGACAAUAAUCUCACAAUACUUAAUUUAUUUAUCUAUUUAUCAAAUGGUGUGAUAAAUGAUAAUUAUGCAUAUGCAACCAAUAUAUUAGACAAAAUAUUAGUAUGUAUAAAUGCUUAUGAAAUUCACACAUUGCUAUUAUAACCUUAAUAACUUAAUGUUUAAUCGUGCAUGUUGUGUAAUGGUCACAAAGAAUAUGAUACAAUAUGUAAUGUGUAUUAAGUAUUUCAUACAAAGUCACAACUAAAUAUUAUAUUUGCAUAUUUAGGACACACGCAAACGGUGUUAUGCAUAUUUCUAAAUCUAUGUUUUUGUUGUCUUUUCAUCUAAUCGUGUAAUUAACACAAAUAACAGCUGAUAUAUGCAUCUAUAAUAUGAUCCAGCUUUACUUAAUGAAUCUCUAUUAAUUAUUGUUAAUUGUACUACUAUGAUAUUUAUAUAAUAGGGAAACGGACAACUCAUACUUUUCACAAUUGUCACGCAAACUUUUAAAAGCUUUGCGGAACACUCCGUUCAUCAUUAAGUGUGAGAUCAUAUCAUUGGGUCUAAAAGUCGUUUAACCAUAUGUGCCUUGUGUGAUUUUCUUUAAUAUAUCAUAACAUGUUUCAUUAAUAUUACACUAAAAUAGUAAUUUAAUAUUGAUCUUAAUUUAAUUAAGAUUCAUUAUGAUUUUCUUAAUGUGUUUCAUUGUUGUCCGGUUGCCCAUUUUGUUGAAUUUGUACCUACUGAAAUCUUUAAUUGUAGAGAGCAAAAUGAAGGCUAGUGAAUACCUAAUGUCAGAAUGUUUUGUUUUAAUACAAUAUCUUAAAUUUAUUCUGUGAAUUAAAAUUUUCUUUGAUAUAAAAUGCUUAAAUUUCUGUAAACAAUUGUUAUUAAGAACUUAAAGCAAUCCCUCAUACCGAAUGUCAUUUGCCUUCAUUUUCAUCCAGCUUAAUUUGUACAAAUCGGAUUAAGUAAUUUUCAUUGUUUUAUUCAUCAUUACCGUUAUCAUCAUUAUGAAAAUGAAUAAAUAGUUGGCUAUGUUAUGGUUAUGUCGAAUAUAUAUUAAUAUGAUUAUCUGAUAUUAUAACUUAAAGAGCAAAUUAAAUUUAUAUCCUGCAUAAUUUAAAUAAACGAAUGUUCUCUUAAAUAUUUUAGUGAUUUAUAUACUGUGGCUUUAAGUCUUAAUUUUAAGGAAAUGAUGAAUAAUAUUUUAUUUUAUUUUUCAAUUGAUUUUUUAAUAAGUUUCGAGAAUGUAUGUAAAUAAAUUGUAGAUGUAAAUCUAUAUGACCACCUAAUCGGGACUGAUUUAAGCCAUACUUUAGUAUGUACUUUUGGUGUAGGAUUUAUAUUUAUUUAAAAGUUAUACUGUCCUAUAGAAAUUUUGGUGCAUAGUGUUUAAGCAAAUAAAACUAUGUAGGUGAAUACUUUAAUAGAUUAUACAAUUUUAGUUAUGGUGGAAAGAUUGAUCUUUUAGAUUUGUUCAAUAUGGUUUUUAUUUUCAACAAGAACUGAUUGCGGUUAGGAAAGUUAUGACUUUUCAUGCACUAAUUUAUGAGAAAAAAGUAAGGAUCAUAAAUAUUUCAAGAAAAAAAUAUUUAAAUGGGUUAACUCUAUUCAUUUAUUUCUAAGUAUAAUAAAGAUAAUAGUAAGUUAUAAAGUUUGAAAUACAUCAUUAUAAAAAUGUUAUUAAAUGAAUAAUAAAUUGUUCUUAGUGUGUGUAAUCCCUACAUUACAGGAAAGCUCAGCAUUCUUAUUAAUAUUGCAAUGCCUGCAUUAGGUAAAUUUAAGAUAAAAAUAUACAUAAAAUGAUAACUUGUAACUACGUUAAAAUAUUUAAAUGUAUAUUAGAACUCAAUGAUUAUGGUAUAGAAAUUAAUACCUACUUAAAAACAAGAUGUAUAAAAUGUGUAUGUAUAGCUUAGUUUUUGCACCCUUAAAGCAUUCUAUGAAAUAUCUGAAUCUGCAAGCUUAUGGACAAAAUUAACAGACACAAGAAGUUAAUUUAAUUAUUUCAAUAUAUUUGCGGGUAUUUUGUGAUUUGCGGCCCUACGCGUUCCUCUCGUUCAAAACAAUUGCAAUUAGGGGAAUUAAUCUUUUCACUGAUUUUGAAUUGACAUUAUGUACAACACGGGGAAAAUGUUAUAGGUAAUGUAAUCUAAAAUAAAUUUAAAUUAAAAUUCUUUAAAAGUGGACUGAAGCGAAUUCAAUGACCUUUUAAUUAGAUUCUUAAUUUAACAAUGGCUGAAUUUUGAAUUAAAAAUCUAAAUAUUAUCAGUUGUCAAACAGUAAGUUAUAAUUAUCAGUGCUAGUCUCCAAACUUUUAUUGGUAAGCCCUUUAUGUAAUUUGAAAGCGGGAAUCAUAUUUUGCUAACAUUAAGUUUUCAGAGAUAAUUUGUUCCGCGUACAAAGCCUUGAAACGAAAUUCUGCCCGUAAUAGAAUAAAGAUCAUAGAAUCCGUUUAAUUUUUCAAACGAGUUUUUAGAUGAGUAGCUUAACGUAAAUAAUGCUUGUCGUGCCCCUAGGUGUUGCCAAGCUGCAGUGACCACUCACGAUCAAAUAGCACGUCCGCUAAUCGUCAUUCGAGAGUAGUAACAAAUAAUUUUAACUUAAAUUGCAAUGAUUUGAGAAGCACUUUAAAUGUUCCGUUCUGUAGGCAAUUUGCGACUUAUCAUUAUCAUAGUGUAGUGAUUAAAAAAUAACUUCAUAUAAUGUAGAUUUAAGUGUUGCCCGAUCAAAUAAUAUGCAGUUGGUUCAUAUGAGCUUUAACACCUUCAUAAUAAUUGUAUUGUUUACUAGACAUGUUUAUAUAAAGAGUACCUAAUGUAAUACCUAGUUAAAUGGAAACGUAUAUGUUGAAUAAAAAAAUAGAUUAUUUAUAUUCACCGAUUUUAGAGGCUAACGUGAUCCGUCAUUGUAAAAUAGAGCGACAAGGAUCCAAACACUGGCUAAAAUCGAGACUAAUAUGCCGGCAUCUUGUGAGACAACUUUGUAACAAUUUUAGCGGCUCUAAAUAUUAAAGUACAUUGAAGAAUGCGUUUACUGUGAUGACCUCCGAUGAAAAAAAGCGUUUUAAAAAGAAUUGAUAGCAUUUUGACCGACGCCAAAACUCCAACGUUACAUCUAUUUUCUUGCAAAAAUGUCUUUCGUUUGUAACCUUUAUCUUACCAUCUCGAUCUUGUUUAAAACUUUAAAGAUUUUUUGCUUUAAAACAGUCACACAGAACUCUUUAUUAGGUAAGAACUCAUUACAAUUUGAAAAAUCUCAAUUUCAAAAUCUGAACAAAUAUAACGUUAUAUCUCUCUUAUUGAGAUGUUGAACCUUGUUGCCAUUUUAAAAAAAACCUAGAAUCUCAUUUUGAGAGUUGUUAAAAUAGAAUGAGAUCUAUAACUAUGACUACUUAAUAUAAGCUUACUAGAGUGGUAUGCAAUAUAUUGUUAAUUUUUAUAAUCGUAAGACAUGUAAAAUUUUUAUUUGUAUAAUAAUUCAUUCAUUUCAAAAAAUAAAUAUUGUUUUGAAAUAAAA